Molecule: messenger RNA, 4172 nt
Organism: Ictalurus punctatus (channel catfish)
Lineage: Eukaryota; Metazoa; Chordata; Actinopteri; Siluriformes; Ictaluridae
Gene: efna3a
Product: ephrin-A3a
Exons: 5
Coding region: 572-1234 (220 amino acids)
Biological process (GO): ephrin receptor signaling pathway; axon guidance
Cellular component (GO): plasma membrane
Molecular function (GO): ephrin receptor binding
Source: RefSeq, a predicted model, not a curated record
UACGGAGAGACGCAGAGAGAGAGAGAGAGAGAGAGAGAGAUCCAACCUAAGAAACGGAAAGGUGCGAACAAGCCGUAUGUUUUCUUCUCUUAUUCCACAGCACUCUUAUUGCAAUUCAGAUGUACAGUGGUCCAAACAACUUAAGCGCGCGGAAAUGCUGCGUCAGUGACAGGAAUCGUUAUUUCUGCUCGUGACAUUUUGAGGGUUUAAAAGAGCGGACUUUACCGGAUUUAUCACCUCUUCUAAAGCGAAAGAACAAAAACCCAAACCCACCAACGUUGUGUUUUUAUACUCCUGAGAUGUUUUUUGUCAUAACCCGUUACAUGUAAAGGAUUUGUUUUGCUCGUAUGAGACAGCGCUUAACCCGUCAGAGGAAGUACAGUACUGUACAGCAGGCAGGAAAGAUGCCUGGAUGAGCCGCACUGUGGAUUUAAUGUAACCGAGGAAGAGCGCGAGCUAAGCAUUGUUUCAAGCUAUUCUCCGACUUGUAGGAAUGUUGUAAAAGGAGAAAAGGGAGCAGAGGGACUCAGGAAGAGAGAGAGAGGGGUUUCCAAACGCAGAGGAUAUUAUUAUGGCUUUCCCUGCGCUCUGGCUCGUCGUGUUCGCCUUCACCAACUUGCGCCUGACUCACGGGAACAACCGCCAUGCCGUGUACUGGAACAGCUCCAAUAUCCAUUUACGGAGAGAGGGCUACACUGUGCAGGUCAACGUCAAUGACUACCUGGACAUCUACUGCCCGCACUACAACACAAGCCAGCGGGGGGUGCUAGAGCGUGGUGUGGCUGAGCAGUAUGUACUUUACAUGGUUAGCUACCGUGGCUAUCGCACCUGUGACCCACAGAUGGGCUUCAAGCGUUGGGAAUGCAACCGCCCACACGCACCACACGCACCAAUCAAAUUCUCUGAGAAGUUUCAACGCUACAGUGCCUUCUCACUCGGCUACGAGUUCAACGUGGGCCACGAGUAUUAUUACAUAUCCACACCCACCCAUCACCAUGGCCACAGCUGUUUAAGACUGAGGGUAUUUGUGUGCUGUUCUACACUUUCACAUGCAGGUGAUGAUGCAGACCAAAACCCUCCUGACUACACAGCCAGGCCUAACAUACAUAACAUCGAUGAGUUUAACCACAACAUCCCCAAACUGGAGAAGAGCAUCAGCGGCAGCAGUCCCUCUCGAGAUCGUCUGUUGAUGACCGUUGUGAUGUUGCUCCUGGGUGCCCUUCACAUCUCCUAGCCACUGUCUCCCUUGUGACUUUUCAGACCUACUAGUAGACCUAAUAGGGAAAUAUAGCAGUAGAUCUAUUACACCCAAACAGUGGCCUUGGGGCCGAGGGCUAGAUAAUGAGGAAUGAGACAAAAAUGCCCUCAAGUGAAUGGAUGGAUGAUCAAAUAUCAGAAUGGUGAUAUGUGAACUUGCCUUUUUGAUGGAACAUCAGCUACUAUCUUCUCCUUGGGAUAUAAAAGAUGAAGACCUUGAAUGGAAUAUUGAAGUAUUUCUUGUGUAAUUAUAUAUAUAACUACAUCUGGAUUCUAGUAGGCUCUGUGCAUCUCACACUGCUUAUAAAGUCUGUAAAGUGGACUUUGUUGGACAGUCUCAAAAACAUACUGCAACAAUGAAACUACUGGAUGCAUCAGUUACCAGGUUGGUGAUGAAGGUCAAAUAGAUCCUCUACAGGAUUGUAUCCAGCUGUUAGAGGUAGUCGAGGUGCAAGUCUUCCAAGACUUGGUACUUUGAGCCAAUCGUGUUCCGAGUGCAAUGGAACAAGAAGAAUUCUGCUUGCUCAUGAAUUUGCCAAAAUUUAAAAUAUUGAUUAGAAACAGUGUGAAGAUGGUCAUCAGAUUCUAAGCUAACGUCGGUAAUGAUGACAUUCUUGACCUUUUCAGGUUAAAAGCUAAAGUCAGACAUGCUGAUCUUAGCUCAGCACCCAGAGCUAAUGUUCAAUUAUAUUCCCACAUGUGACUCCACUGUCUGCAUUCUCUUUCUACCUGACCUUACACGUCAUACUUCACAUAAGGUCUACAGUGAAUGGGAAGCAAAUGAUACUUAUUGAUAAAUAAAUGAACCUCUUUACAGGUGAUUUCCUGUAAUGUUUUACCACCCAGGAAAUAACCGUGUGUAAUAUACCGUGCCUGAGAAGGUGUGUCACUGUUUAGCAUAGCAACCAUUUUGUAAAAGGACGUGAGUUGUAAACUGCAUCAGCAUUUUAUAUGAAAGAAUUGCAGUUUGGAAAUAUGCUUUACUGUACAGUUUACAUUUAGUAAUAGCUUUGCGUGUCAUUGGUGCUUUAUUUAUUGAUCUACAGUAUUUACUUAUUAGGUGAGUGUAACAUGGCUGACUUCUCAAGGUUGUUGUGCGAAUCGAUAUACAAUGGAUCGGAAAGCAAGAUCCAACCAUUUAGUAGGAUGGAAAUCAAAGAAACUGUGGGAAAUUUUGUGAAAGGCUGUUUCUUCAGUGUUUCUCCCAAAGGGAAUUUAUGACAUAUUCUUUUUUUAUAUAUAUAUUAUUUUGCUAUGUGUGUCUUUUUCCCCCCUAGGUGACAUGUAUAGAAGUGUGCCAGCUACUUCAGAUAAUCAUUGUGAAACCAUAUACCAGCCAGCCAUAACAUUAACAUAACCAGCUGCCUAAUAUUGUGCAGGUCCCACUUGUGCCACCAAAACAACUCUGACUCAUUGAGGCAUGGACUACACAAGACCUCUGAAGGUGUGCUGUGGUUUCUGGCACCAAGACGUGAGCAGCAGAUCCUUUAAGUCGUGUAAGUUGCGAGGUGGGGCCCCCAUGGAUCGGACUUGCUUGUCCAGCACAUCCCACAGAUGCUCGAUCGGAUUGAGAUCUGGGGAAUUUGGAGGCCAAGUCAACACCUUGAACUCUUUGUCAUGUUCCUCAAACCAUUCCUGAAUAUUUUUUGCAGUGUGUCAGGGUGCAUUGUCCUGCUGAAAGAAGCCACUGCCAUUAGGGAACACCGUUGCCAUGAAGAGGUGUACACAAGCAAGAAGCUCCCCGGGUGUACUUGGUCUGCAACAAUGUUUAGGUAGGUGGUACGUGUCAAAGUAACAUCCACAUGAAUGCCAGGACCCAAGGUUUCCCAGCUGAACAUCACACUCCCUCCACCAGCUUGCCUUCUUCCCAUCGUGCAUCCUGGUUCCAUCUCUUCCCCAGGUAAGCGAUGCAGGUGCACCAGGCCAUCCACAUGAUGUAAAAGAAAAUGUGAUUCAUCUGACCAGGCCACCUUCUUGCACUGCUCCAUGGUCCAGUUCUGAUGCUCACGCGCCCAUUGUUUCUGAGGUGGACAGGGGUCAGCAUGGAUACUCUGACCAGUCUGCAGCUAUGCAGUUCCAUAAGCAGAAAAUGCAGUGUGUGUUCUGACACCUUGCUAUCAGAGCCAGCAUUAACUUUUUCAGCAAUUUGUGCUACAUUAGCUCUCCUGUGGGAUCGGACCAGACGGUCUAGCCUUUGUUCUCCACGUGCAUCAUGACCCUGUUGCCGGUUCACCAGUUAUCCUUCCUUGUACCAAUUUUGGUAGGUACUAACCACUGCAUACCAGGAACACCCCACAAGACCUGCCAAUUUGGAGAUGCUCUGACCCGGUCGUCUAGCCAUCACAUUUUGGCCCUUGUCAAAGUCACUCAGAUCCUUACGAUUACCCAUUUUUCCUGCUUACAACACAUCAACUUCAAGAACUAACUGUUCACUUACUGCCUAAUAUAUCCCAUCCCUUGACAGGUGUCACUGUAAUGAGAUAAUCAGUGUUAUUCACGUCACCUUUCAGUGGUUUUAAUGUCAUGGCUGAUCGAUAUAUGUCAGAAUUGGGAAACAGUUGGGUUUUAAAAGAGGCCAUUUAGUCAUUUUGCUGCACUAAUAUUCUUAUAUACAAGUUUAAGAGCUUGGCAAGAAUGUAUUUAAAUAUGUGUAUGUGUGUUACAAGCGUGCAUCUUAUGGGGAAUGUUGCAAGUGGGUGUGUGCAUUUUAGGAUUUUCAUAUUUGUUUAGGUACACAUUUGUAACUUUUCAAUAUGCAAGUAUGUGAGACACUGGGGCAGUUUUGUGGAAGAUUACACUGACAGUGUUUAUUGUUGGAAACAAUAGUGCCAGUCAUGUUUAGAAUGACUAAAACAUGUCAAGAAUUCAUGAAUGACAAGAAAAAAAUAAAACACAAUAAACCAUUGUACCUUAAA